Molecule: messenger RNA, 1061 nt
Organism: Rosa rugosa (rugosa rose)
Lineage: Eukaryota; Viridiplantae; Streptophyta; Magnoliopsida; Rosales; Rosaceae
Product: aquaporin SIP1-2
Exons: 3
Coding region: 90-809 (239 amino acids)
Biological process (GO): transmembrane transport
Cellular component (GO): membrane
Molecular function (GO): water channel activity
Source: RefSeq, a predicted model, not a curated record
AAUCUUUAAUUUUGUGGAGAAGUGAUUAAUUACAGAGAGACGGACUCAUCCGAGGUUGAGGUUGAGACUUGAGAGAGAGAGAGAGAGAGAUGGGUGCCAUGAAGGCUGCUUUGGGAGAUGUGGUGUUGACUUUUAUGUGGGUUUUCUGCGCAUCGACGCUUGGACUGAUGACGAGUCUGAUCGCAAAUGCAAUUGGGCUUCAAGGCCCCGAGCUCUGGGCUUCUUUCGGCAUCACCACUUGCCUCGUCUUCGUCCUCGUCUUCGUCUUCACCAUCAUCGGAGACGCUUUGGGUGGGGCCAGUUUCAACCCCACUGGCACUGCCUCUUUCUAUGCCGCCGGCGUUGGUGCCGACACCCUCUUCUCCAUGGCCCUCCGCUUUCCUGCCCAGACUUUGGGUGCAGUGGGUGGCGCUCUGGCCAUCAAGGAAGUCAUCCCCCCUCAGUACAAGCACAUGAUUGGAGGCCCCUCCUUAAAAGUUGACUUACAUACCGGAGCUAUUGCCGAGGGGGUCUUGACUUUCCUUAUCUCCUUCAUUGUCCUUGUCAUCAUCCUCAGGGGUCCUCGUAGCUCAUUCUUGAAGACAUUGCUUCUUGCUGUGGUUACUGUCGCAUUGGUUGUUGCUGGUUCUGUCUAUACUGGGCCUUCCAUGAAUCCUGCUAAUGCAUUUGGUUGGGCAUAUGUAGACAACCGACACAACACAUGGGAGCAGUUUUAUGUUUAUUGGAUUUGCCCCUUCAUAGGAGCAGUACUGGCUGCUUGGGUCUUUCGUGCUCUCUUUCCCCCGCCAACCAAACAGAAGAAGGCUUGAAGAAACUUAAGAUCUUUUUAGGUCAUUUUCAUUCGUAGAUAUAGCUGUAACGAGGACCAUUUUCUUUUCUUUUUUCUUUUCUGCUAUUUGCUACCUCACCUAGUGGCUAGUUGUUAUGAAACUAUCUUCAAACUUUGGAUGAAUAAUAAAAGGACCUGCCUAGUUAAGGAGCUGUAUUAUAGGAAUGGAUGAAUUAUUGUGUUCCAUGGGUGAUAUUGUUUAUAUCGAAGUUGUAGGUUUGCCAACCCUUCA